AUGGGUGAAGAGUUAAGUGCAGCAGAUUGUUCUUGGAAGAAAAUGGUUUUAUCGAAAUCGAAGAAUAAUUGGACUUCUACAUUAAAAUCAGGUCAACAAAACAUUGAUCAUACGAUGAACGUAAAUAAUUUUUCAAUGAGUGAUGAUGCAGUUAAUUUCACGGCUAUAAAAAAAGAAGAAAUUGAAAACGAAACACAAGAUUACGAAACUGAUGAAGAAUCCACUGAAGUGGAUCCUCUGUUAGCAGCUAGGUCAGUAAGUGUGGGUAGACGGUCCUCUGGUCCCAAAAAUGAAACAUCUGAGGAGCGAGCUAUUCGUCUAGCUAGAAUGUCCGCUUACGCAGCACGUCGAUUAGCCAACGAAACACCAGAACAGAGAGCUAUGCGAUUAAAAAGAAUGUCUGAUUAUGCAGCUAAACGUCUUGCCACAGAGUCAAGUGAACAGAGGGCAAAACGUCUAGCAAGGAUGUCUGCAUAUGCUGCCAAGAGACUAGCUAAUGAAACCACAGAGCAGAGAGAAGCUAGGUUAGCGAGAAUGUCAGCUUAUGCUGCUAGGAGACAAGCAAGUAAAAAGGCCGGAAAAAAAGAAACAUCAGAUAUGGAUACCAAAUCUGAAUUGGUUUAA
Leptosia nina is the source of this 624-nucleotide messenger RNA. NCBI's taxonomy places the organism in Eukaryota, Metazoa, Arthropoda, Insecta, Lepidoptera, Pieridae. The record is from the annotation of a GenBank genome assembly.